Messenger RNA from Rhipicephalus sanguineus (brown dog tick), 1283 nucleotides. RefSeq names its product lipoyl synthase, mitochondrial (gene Las). Gene Ontology annotation, cellular component: mitochondrion. Lineage: Eukaryota; Metazoa; Arthropoda; Arachnida; Ixodida; Ixodidae. Gene Ontology annotation, molecular function: 4 iron, 4 sulfur cluster binding; lipoate synthase activity. Gene Ontology annotation, biological process: lipoate biosynthetic process. The record is from RefSeq and is a predicted model, not a curated record. Bases 115 to 1245 code for a protein of 376 amino acids. The transcript is spliced from 11 exons.
ACCAUUGCCAUCGCCACUAAUAAAUGGCGGCCUCCAUGAUACUUUUAUUCUCCCGUUCUCGGAUGUCCUAAUUUGCUUUCGCUUUUCGUUGUCAGGCCCCUAUACAGCUACAGUAUGUUAAAACAUUGCCAUAAAACUGCAGCGGCGUCGAAAUAUCUCCGAGCAUGCAUAAGGACAUCGCGCUGCUGCAAGAGCAGCCUGACAAGCGAGCAGAAGGAUGAAAUCGCUAGGGGACCUGGCCUGGCUGAUUUUAUUGCUGGUGCUAUUCCUAGAGGAAGCUCAUUCAAGGACUACAAGGGGAAGCUCAAGCGCGUUCCAGGAGAAACAGAAAGGUUGAAGCUACCGCCAUGGCUGAAGGUUGACAUUCCUAAAGGAAGCCACUUUUCUCGAUUGAAAGGAACGCUGCGAGGCAAGAAGCUACACACAGUAUGCGAAGAGGCACGUUGCCCUAACAUCGGAACCUGCUGGAAUGGAGGCCCAGAUAAUGUUGCCACAGCAACAAUCAUGGUCUUGGGCGACACAUGCACAAGAGCCUGCAGGUUUUGUUCUGUCAAAACUGCCCGCCGCCCACCCUUGCCAGAUCCUGAUGAGCCUGAGAACACGGCUGAAGCAAUUGCAGAAUGGGGCCUGGAGUAUGUUGUAAUAACAUCGGUUGACAGAGAUGAUUUACCCGAUGGUGGCUCAAACCAUUUUGCCGAGACGGUUCGAAGGAUUAAGCAAAAGAGACCAUCCAUUCUCGUCGAAUGCUUGACUGGUGAUUUUGCUGGUGAUCUCAAGGCUGUAGAAGAGGUGGCUUGCUCAGGCCUCGAUGUGUACGCACACAACAUUGAAACAGUUCCUGAAUUACAAAUGUAUGUGAGAGACAGAAGAGCGAACUUUGACCAAAGUCUCAAGGUGCUAAAGCAUGCUAAGGAGGUAAACCGAAGUGUCCUAACAAAAACCUCACUGAUGCUUGGCUUUGGAGAGACCGAUAGCCAGGUCGCAAGGGCUAUGGAAGCUGUCCGCGACGCUGGCAUCGACUGCUUCACACUGGGUCAAUACAUGCAGCCUACAAAAAGGCACCUUAAGGUGGUGGAGUAUGUAACACCCGAGAAGUUCAUGCACUGGGAAGACUUUGGAAAUAAGCUUGGGUUUCUUUACACUGCCAGUGGACCACUGGUUCGUUCAUCAUACAAAGCCGGUGAAUUCUUCGUGACAAACUACUUGAAAAAGAAGAGGCAAGAAAUGGAAUCACAGCCACAAUAGGUCACGUUAUAGUCAAAUAAACUGUGUUGCACGAACAA